Messenger RNA from Botrytis byssoidea, 864 nucleotides. RefSeq lists its product as uncharacterized. The record is from RefSeq and is a predicted model, not a curated record. NCBI's taxonomy places the organism in Eukaryota, Fungi, Ascomycota, Leotiomycetes, Helotiales, Sclerotiniaceae. The transcript has 3 exons. Bases 1 to 864 code for a protein of 287 amino acids.
AUGCGGGGAACUUUCAGAGAGUUUGAGGUCGAUUUUACAAGCGGCGUCAAUGUCGGUGUUCCAGGUGUCUCCGCUGCGAUCGCCACGUCUAAAGGGACUAUAUGGCAGGAUUUUGCUGGUUUUGCGGUCUUGGAAAAGAAUAUACGAAUCGAUGACUCGACUUUAUUUGGGAUCGGAAGUAUCACCAAAGUAUUCGUGGCGGUUGUCAUCCUUCAACUCAUCGAAGAAAGUCAACUCAAUGUGUCGGACAAGAUCAGUGAUCAUUUAGACCAGGCCGAUUUAGCUGGCAUGGGUAAUGCUAAUAAUGCAACAAUUGGCGGUUUACUAAGUCAUACUGCUGGUAUCAAAAGUUGGGAAGAUGAUUUGGACUGGAUCACUGAAGCGAGAGGCAAAAAAUUGGACUCGAAAGCAAUUUGGGGCAAGAAAGAUACUUUAAAGUAUAUUAGACGGCCAUCCAGGCUUGAAACUGGUCGUUUCUCUUAUUCCAACACAAAUUACACUCUUUUGGGUUUGAUCGUCGAGAAAAUCACCGGUCACUCAGCCGAAAGCGAAAUCCGUCGGAGGAUACUCGAUCCUCUGAAUUUGAUAAACACAUUUCUGGAAGGGUUCGAAGACGGGGAAUCACGGAAAGAGAAUGUACCACAUCGAUAUCACUUUGCUAUAGAUAUGUUUCGCAAAACUGCAGGAGUCUGUCCAAGUUUCUCCGAGCAUAAGUGGAAGGAUGUAGAUCUUGUUAAUGCAAUCGCCGGUGGGAUGAUCUCCUCAACCCGUGACCUUCUCAAAUUUGCGAUCUCUCUCCGGGAUGGAAAGUUGCUUAGUCCCUCAUCUAUGGAUCUUCUCACAGCAUGGCAACCGGCCUCAUAA